Molecule: messenger RNA, 5487 nt
Organism: Micropterus salmoides (largemouth bass)
Lineage: Eukaryota; Metazoa; Chordata; Actinopteri; Centrarchiformes; Centrarchidae
Product: mucin-2-like
Exons: 11
Coding region: 370-4536 (1388 amino acids)
Source: RefSeq, a predicted model, not a curated record
UUCAACACAAUCUCUGUGCCAGAGCCAUUUAAUACAACAGCAGAGCCACUCGACACAACCGCAGUGACAAUCAACACGACCGCAGAGCCAUUUAAUACAACAGCAGAGCCACUCGACACGACCGCAGUGACACUCAACACGACCGCAGAGCCAUUUAAUACAACAGCAGAGCCACUCGACACGACCGCAGUGACACUCAACACGACCACAGAGCCAUUUAAUACAACAGCAGAGCCACUCGACACAACCGCAGUGACACUCAACACAACAUCAGCGCCACUUAACACGACCUUAGCACCAGUGAACACGACCUUGCUCCCAGUGAACACCACCUCACAACCAUUCAACACAAUCUCUGCGCCAGUGAACAUGACCUUCUUGCCAGUCACCAUGACCGCUCUACCAGUGAACACAACCUCACUGCCAGUGAACACAACCUCAGAGCCACUCAACGCAACCUCACCACCAGUCACAUUGACCUCACUGCCACUCAUCACAACCUCAUUGCCACUCAACAUGACCUCAGGGCCACUCAGCAUCACCUCACCACCAGUCACCACCACCUUGCUACCAGUGAACACAACCUUACUGCCAGUGAACACAACCUCAGGGCCACUCAAAACAACCUCACCACUAUUCAUCACAACCUCGCUGCCACUCAACAUAACCUCAGUGCCACUCAAGACGACCUCACUACCUGUGAACAUGACCUCUGCACCAGUGGACACGACGUCACUACCAGUCACCCCAACCUCGCUACUAGUGAACACGACCUUGCUACUAGUGAACACAACCUCACUGCCACUCAGCAGUACCUCUGCACCACUCAGCACAACCUCGCUACCAGUCAAUGUGACGUCACCACAACUCAAUGUAACCUCAACACAAGUCGGUACAAUCUCAGUCCAACCCAUCUCCACCAUGUCAAACCCAGGCAGUGCAACGUCUCCACCCAUAAAUGGAACAUCAGCUCAACUAGAUCUCACAAGUAGUGUUCUGGUGACAACAGCUCCUCUUAAUGCUACAGCUGGCACUACUGCUGCCACAACUACAGUGCUCAGUGAAACAGCCACUUCCACUGCUGCACCAGUUACUUCAACCACCACUGCAUCAACAAACCCACCUUCAUCCAGUGAAGGAACCCUAGGUCUUCAUUUUAGACUCAGACGAAUGUUUACACCGGAUCUCUCCAACUCAUCCUCAGCAGCGUACCAGAAAUUAGCCACAUCAGUGGUCAACGUGAUAAACAUGGAAUGUGCAAAGCUAUUUGGACCAUCUUUCAGUCGCUCCCUCAUCAACUCAUUCAAGAAUGGAUCAGUAGUUGUUGACUCGACCCUUGUAUUCGCAAAUCAAAGCUCAGUUCCUCCACCAAGCAAUGCAACUUCACAACUCAGGAUUGCACUCAACUUUACAUCUCUGGACAUAAUACUAGACAGCAUUAAUAUAACUGCUUCUCCUGCUGCUUCCACCGCUGCACCUAAUGUUACAGCUGCCCCUAUGACAGCUGCCCCAACUGCAACUCCUAAUGCUACGGAAUCUCCUACUGCUGCCCCGACAGCAGCUCCCAGCAUUACAGCAGCUCCAACUGCAGGUCCAAAUGCUACAGCUACCCCUACCCCGACAGCAACUCCUAAUACUACAGCUGCCCUGACAGUGGCUCCCAACAUUACAGCGGCUCCAACUACAGCUCCUAAUGCUACAGCUACCCCGACAGCAGCUCCUAAUACUACAGCUGCCCUGACAGUGGCUCCCAACAUUACAGCGGCUCCAACUACAGCUCCUAAUGCUACAGCUACCCCGACAGCAGCUCCUAAUACUACAGCUGCCCUGACAGUGGCUCCCAACAUUACAGCGGCUCCAACUACAGGUCCUAAUGCUACAGCUACCCCUACCCCUACCCCGACAGCAGCUCCUAAUACUACAGCUGCCGUGACAGUGGCUCCCAACAUUACAGCGGUUACAACUACAGGUCCUAAUGCUACAGCUACCCCUAUUGCAGCUCCUAAUGCUACAGCUACCCCUACCCCUACAGCAGCUCCUAAUACUACAACUGCCCUGACAGUGGCUCCCAACAUUACAGCGGCUCCAACUACAGCUCCUAAUGCUACAGCUACCCCAACAGAAGCUCCUAAUACUACAGCUGCCCUGACAGUGGCUCCCAACAUUACAGCGGCUCCAACUACAGCUCCUAAUGUUACAGCUACCCCAACAGAAGCUCCUAAUACUACAGCUGCCCUGACAGUGGCUCCCAACAUUACAGUGGUUACAACUACAGGUCCUAAUGCUACAGCUACCCCGACAGCAGCUCCUAAUGCUACAGCUACCCCGACAGCAGCUCCUAAUGCUACAGCUGCCCUGACAGUGGCUCCCAACAUUACAGCGGCUCCAACUGCAGCUCCUAAUGCUACAGCUACCCCGACAGCAGCUCCUAAUACUACAGCUGCCGGGACAGUGGCUCCAAACAUUACAGCGGUUACAACUACACCUCCUAAUGCUACAGCUACCCCGACAGCAGCUCCUAAUACUACAACUGCCCUGACAGUGGCUCCCAACAUUACAGCGGCUCCAACUACAGCUCCUAAUGCUACAGCUACCCCGACAGCAGCUCCUAAUGCUACAACUACCCCGACAGCAGCUCCUAAUACUACAGCUGCCCUGACAGUGGCUCCCAACAUUACAGCGGCUCCAACUACAGCUCCUAAUGCUACAGCUACCCCGACAGCAGCUCCUAAUACUACAGCUGCCCUGACAGUGGCUCCCAACAUUACAGAAGCUCCAAAUACAGGUCCUAAUGCUACAGCUACCCCUAUUGCAGCUCCUAAUACUACAGCUGCCGUGACAGUGGCUCCCAACAUUACAGCGGUUACAACUACAGGUCCUAAUGCUACAGCUACCCCUAUUGCAGCUCCUAAUGCUACAGCUACCCCUACCCCUACAGCAGCUCCUAAUACUACAACUGCCCUGACAGUGGCUCCCAACAUUACAGCGGCUCCAACUACAGGUCCUAAUGCUACAGCUACCCCUACAGCAGCUCCUAAUACUACAGCUGCCCUGACAGUGGCUCCCAACAUUACAGCGGCUCCAACUACAGCUCCUAAUGCUACAGCUACCCCUAUUGCAGCUCCUAAUGCUACAGCUACCCCUACAGCAGCUCCUAAUACUACAGCUGCCCUGACAGUGGCUCCCAACAUUACAGCGGCUCCAACUACAGCUCCUAAUGCUACAGCUACCCCGACAGCAGCUCCUAAUACUACAGCUGCCCUGACAGUGGCUCCCAACAUUACAGUGGUUACAACUACAGGUCCUAAUGCUACAGCUACCCCUAUUGCAGCUCCUAAUGCUACAGCUACCCCUACCCCUACAGCAGCUCCUAAUACUACAACUGCCCUGACAGUGGCUCCCAACAUUACAGCGGCUCCAACUACAGCUCCUAAUGCUACAGCUACCCCAACAGCAGCUCCUAAUACUACAGCUGCCCUGACAGUGGCUCCCAACAUUACAGCGGCUCCAACAGCAGGUCAUAAUACAACAGCUGGCACUACUGCUGUCACGACUACAGUUACCAGUGAAACAACCAUUUCCACUGCUGCACCAGCUAUUUCAACCACCACUGCAUCAACAAACCCACCUUCAUCCAGUGAGGGAACCCUGGGACUUCAUUUUAGACUCCAAAAAAUAUUUACACUGGAUCUCUCCAACUCAUCCUCAGAAAAAUACAAGAAUUUAGCCACAUCAGUGGUCAUCGUGAUUAACAAUGAGUGUUUAAAGCUGUUUGGACCAUCUUUCCUUCGCUCCCUCAUCAACUCAUUCAGGAAUGGAUCAGUAGUUGUUGACUCGACCCUUGUGUUUGCAAAUCUGAGCUCAGUUCCUUCACCAAGCAUUGCAGCUUCACAACUCAGGAUUGCACUCAUCUCUACGUCCCUGGAGAUAAUACCAGACAGCAUUAAUAUAACUGCCCCGACAGAAACUCCUAAUGCUACAGCUUCUCCUACCACUGCCCUGACAGCAACUUCAACUGCAGUUCCCACUGUUACUUCAACUGCUGCUACUACAUCUACUUCCACCACUACAGCAACUACCACCACCACCAUUGCAUCAACAAAUCCUCCUACCUUCAGCGAGGGAACCCUUGGCCUUACGUUUCGUCUUAACCAAGAGUUUACAUCAGAUCUCUCCAACCCAUCAUCAUCAGCGUUCCAGACGUUAGCUGCAUCAGUUGUCAGAGGGGUAAACAGAGUGUGUGGAGAGCUGUUUGGAUCAUUUUUCCGUCGCUCCAUCGUCAACUCAUUCAGGAGUGGAUCAGUGGUUGUCAACAUGACCCUUGUGUUCAUUGAUAAAAACUCUGUUCCUUCAGCAAGCACUGCAACUUCACAACUCAGUAGUGCACUUACGAGCACCUCUACGUCCCUGAACAUUAUACCGGGCAGCGUGUCUGCGGAGUCAACAUCAACAUCAAGCAGUUCCUCUCGUCCCACAGUGGGCUCAUUGGUAGUCUUUUCCCUAACACUGCUGGCUGUGGCACUGAUAGACUUAUAGCCUGCAGGCCAAAAGCUUUUAUCAGCUUUAUCAGUAGAAAAAAGAUGUGUACCAACAAACCAAAACAAAAGACAUAACAAGUAUGCAAUAUGAAAUUUACCAAUACUAUGCCAUGUGGUAAGAAGAUGUGCAUUGUGUGCCAAAAUUGAGAGUUUCUCAGUAUUCUCAACAUUUGAUUUUGGUAUUUCGCUUCCAUGUUAUUUAAAGAACUUAUCAUUCAGAUUACAAGAUCAGAAACACUCUAUUUUAUGUAUUGAGCUUUUGUGUUGCAGUUGCCAUUCAAUGUAUUUGUUUUGUAAAUUCCUAUUUACAUGCCAUGUUUCAUGUGGCAUUGUUAACGGUUAAAAAUGCAAAUACAUGCUGUAAAGUAUAAUGGACUAUAUUUAUUUCCAAUAAAAAGCAUUUUACAAUUCAGCAGGACACAGUUACACCCAGUGACAUUGUUCAGUGCAAAUGAAAGAAGUGUGCAGUUAACUUUGUGUGGUGGAGUUUUAAACAUAUUUAUCCAUGAAGAUGAACUUUCCUUAACCAUAACCAUGUAGUUUAUUCUCUCUUACUAUGUUUAUUAUUAUGUGCCAAAACACCAAGCAAAUUCCUUGUAUGCGAUGACCUACUUAACAAUAAACUCAAUUCUGAUUGUGAUUUUAGGUAGCUUACCUUAACUACUGAACUGUAGUAAAACAUUGUGUAAUUGAACAUCAAAAUAAGUGGCCAUUGAAUGUGCACGUUUGUUUUUACAGAAUAAUUUAGUUUCAAGUGAACAGUGUGGCAAGUGGAUGGCUGAAUACUAGUCUAAAAAUGUCCAGGUACUAUCAUAACAUUUAGCAAGUAGAAAGAAUAUUUGAUUUUAAUUGAUUAGCAGUUUGAAUAUAAUACUGGUUCCUGUAUGUUUUGGGGAAGGGGAAUAAUAUUAAUACUUUGCAAAGUAUUAAAAUGUUAUCUUGAAAAUUA